AUGUUUGAAGGGGUUCAGUUGACCAGCUCUGCCCUUACAUUGUUGGACUUCCAACGCCGGAAGAUCCCCGUACUGGGCCAGUUUAAAGCAAGCAUCUCGUUUAAAAGGGAAACAGCCGUGAUAGCCAUUCAUGUCACCCCCGGAGGAACUUCUCUUCUGGGUCUGGACGCGGUGCAAGCUUUAGGACUGCACAUUGUGGGCGCGCAGCUACGCUGCCUGUGCACGGCUGCCGAAGCUUCAGAGACCAUGAGUCAGAAAACAGCAACAUCUGCGCAUACGGGCGGCGCAGUUCCUGCAAGCCCGCCGAAGUUCGAUAUGCCACCUCUGUUAUGGGCUAAGUUUUCACAUUUGUUUUCACCGGGCCUUGGCCUGGCCAAAGGCGUCCAGCAUCAGGUCAAAAUGAAGCCGUCAGUCCCUCCAGUGGUGCAGAAGCUGAGACGCCUCCCACUUUCCCUGCGCAAGCCAGUUAGCGACCAGCUUCAGCGGCUCCUCUCCGAUGAUGUAAUUGAAAGGGCUAACGCCUCUGAAUGGAUCUCUCCUAUAGUUGUCGUCCGCAAGAAAGAUGACAGCAUCCGCCUAUGCGUUGACCUCAGAGAGCCCAACAAAGCAAUUGUAGUUGAUAGCUUUCCCCUGCCUCAUACGGAAGAGCUGCUGCACUCUCUUAAUGGUGCACGUUACUUCUCAAAGCUCGACUUGGCCUCUGCAUAUUACCAAGUUACCCUUCAUCCGGACAGCAGAGACCUUACGGCUUCAUUACGCACGACGGCCUUUUCCGGUUUAAAAGAGUGUGCUUCGGAUUGGCGACUGCUCCAGCCGCAUUUCAGCAACUCAUGA
Messenger RNA from Rhipicephalus sanguineus (brown dog tick), 834 nucleotides. RefSeq lists its product as uncharacterized. Bases 1 to 834 code for a protein of 277 amino acids. The record is from RefSeq and is a predicted model, not a curated record. NCBI's taxonomy places the organism in Eukaryota, Metazoa, Arthropoda, Arachnida, Ixodida, Ixodidae. The transcript has a single exon.